Messenger RNA from Aaosphaeria arxii CBS 175.79, 582 nucleotides. RefSeq lists its product as uncharacterized. The record is from RefSeq and is a predicted model, not a curated record. The transcript has a single exon. Lineage: Eukaryota; Fungi; Ascomycota; Dothideomycetes; Pleosporales. The coding region runs from base 140 to 472 and encodes 110 amino acids.
GAGAGGUUGUAUUUUUGCAUUUUAUCUGCCAUCUAAUAUAUACAAACAAUCUUCGGACUUCAUAAGUACUUAAAUAUAAGGCCGCAAUAAAAAUAAAGUUCUCAGUUCAGUCCUACUAUCCCCUCAAAGCAUCAAAACAAUGCCAUUCCGCCUCCCACGCAGCACCGCCAGCGUCCUCUGCAGCGCGCGGUCCACGCAACCUCUCCGCUCACAACGACGCUUCCUGUCAAGCACACCACGCACCCUCUUAAAAGAAGAUGCCGACCGCAGCGCCUCGGAAAUCGAAGCAAAGAAGCAGGAACAAUUGGACAAGCAGAAGCGCGGAGAGGGACAUUGGCACGAGGAACUUGCAUCACAAGGCGAGAGCAAUAUCGCUGCGGACAAGCAGGAGGUCAAGGAGGGAUCGCACGAUGAGCAUAUAAGCAAAUUGCAGGAGGAAGGCAAGCAGAAGAGGGAGAAUGGGCAGCUGUAGAGGGUUUGUUGGAGACAUUGGUGGUAAUGGCGAGAUUGUAAUGUCAUUGAGAAGCAUAGGGCUGAGGAAUCGCACUUGGACGACCCGAAUGGUGAAGAUGCAUGGACGGU